AUGUGGCAAUUGUUGAUAGUCUUGGCCUGCCUGUUACCUGGCUACCUCUGGGUGCAGGUGCAGGCGGUUUUUCUCGAGGAAUGCAAGGGCGUGAUCAUCAAUAAGGUGACUAAUGAGAAUCAGGAGUGCAGUGAGUUUGUUCACUGCGAUGGCGAUGAUUCCUACUACUGCAAUGGGGAUUGUCGUGAGCCCGUGGAGUGUCAUACCAAUGUGGUUACCACACCGGUUACCACCUUAAGACCCAUAGGAACCUCUACGGAACGAGCACCAUCCGCAGAGUCAGUCAGUACUACCUCCACGACUGUAGCUACUACCACGCCUACAACGAUUGCUGUAACCACGACUACAACCCAAGUUCCGAGCACCGAUGUGCAUGUCAUCUGCAAGACGAGUGGAAGGAACGGGGUCUAUCCCUAUCCGGCAAACAGCAAUUACUAUUAUCAGUGUCUUUCCGGUUAUCUGCUGCUCCAGCAGUGCCCACAGAAUUUCCAUUUCGAUGCCUCCCAGGGACAGUGCGUUGCCACAAAACCCAAUCGUUCAUCGGGCUUACGUCUGUAAGAUUCAUAUCCCAGUUUGUAAUAAAGCAAUUAUCAAAAGCG
Drosophila mauritiana is the source of this 599-nucleotide messenger RNA. RefSeq lists its product as uncharacterized. Gene Ontology annotation, cellular component: extracellular region. The transcript has a single exon. The record is from RefSeq and is a predicted model, not a curated record. Gene Ontology annotation, molecular function: chitin binding. The coding region runs from base 1 to 558 and encodes 185 amino acids. Lineage: Eukaryota; Metazoa; Arthropoda; Insecta; Diptera; Drosophilidae.